AUGAGUUCCCCUGGCAACCAGGAGUCCCAGCUGGGACAAGAACCAGCGGGUCAAUCAGAGGAAUCUCACAGGUUCACCGGGAAGAAACCAGACACUGGUGUACCCAGAGCUCCAUCCAUGAGUGAUUUGUCUAGAGCAACCCCCCCAAACAUGGCGGAAGGGGAAAGGGUACAAGAGAUAGGAUGUGAACCAGAUACCAGUGGUCAGGAUAAGCAACGGGAUCUACAUCAUAUUUUUGAGGAACUCGAGAAGAAGAUCAUGACUUUUGUGAACAAUGAGCUGCAGAGGUUUAAGCAGAUCCUUAGUCCAGACUACCAGGAAAACUUUGAGAUGAAAUCAGAAGAUGAGAGUGAUGCCAGAGAAGGAGCUCUCAAGAUGGCGCUGCAGUUCCUCUGUAACAUGAAGUAUCAGGAUCUUGCUGACAAAUUAAAUGAAAAUGAGAUGGAUGUAUGUUGCCAGAAUAGCUUGAAAAGAAAUCUCAAGAACAAGUACCAGGUCGUGUUUGAAGGAAUAGCCAAGCAAGGAAGUUCUGUUCUGCUAGAGGAGAUCUACACAGACCUCUACAUCACUGAGGGAGGAAGUGGAAAAGUAAAUGAGGAGCAUGAAGUCAGGCAGAUAGAGUACAGAUCCAAGAGGCCAGCUGGACAGGACAAACCAAUCAAAUGUGCAGACAUCUUUAAACCCUCACCUCAUCCUGGCAAGACAAUCAGAAGAGUUCUCACAAAGGGAGUGGCUGGCAUUGGGAAAACAAUAUCUGUGCACAAGUACAUCCUAGACUGGGCUGAGGGAAAGGACAACAAAGACAUCAAUUUCAUAUUUCCGCUGUGCUUUAGGGAGCUGAACCUCAUGAGAGAAAAUGAGUGCUCUUUGAUGGAUCUUCUUCAACACUUCUUUCCAGACCUAAAGAAAUUAAAAUCUGUCAGCCUGGACAAACAUAAAGUGCUGUUUGUCUUUGAUGGUCUGGAUGAGUGCCGAUUCCAUCUCAACUUUCAGAGAAAUGAGAGUUUGACUGAUAUGGCAGUCAUGAGACCAUUGGAUGUUAUCUUAACAAAUCUCCUCCAGGGUAACUUGAUCCCUUCUGCUCUACUUUGGAUAACCACUAGACCAGCAGCAGCCAGUAAAAUUCCUCCUGGUUGUGUUGAUCUGGUCACAGAAGUGCAAGGUUUCAAUGACUCACAGAAGGAGGAGUACUUCAGAAAGAAGAUAAACGACGAUCGUCUUGCAAGUGAUAUCAUUUCCCACAUUAAAUCAUCAAGGAGCCUCCACAUCAUGUGCUACAUACCUGUGUUUAGUUGGAUUGUUGCUACAGUUCUUGAGAUGAUUUAUUCAUCAGAACACAAACAGAUUCCAAAGACUUUGACGGAGCUGUACACAUACUUUCUCAUUUUUCAAAGCAAACAGAGCAACAUCAAAUACGGCAUGCAUGCUCCUGAGGCAGAAUGGAAGAAGCCAAUUAAGCCUCUGGGAAAGCUUGCCUAUGAACAGUUAGAGAAGGGAAAUCUGAUCUUUUAUGAAGACGACCUCAGAGAGUGUGGUUUGGAUGUCAAAGAAGCAGCCGAUUGCUCCGGGUUGUGCACUCAGAUCUUUCGAGAGGAAUCAGGGAUUUUUCUAGGGACAGUGUUCUGCUUUGUGCAUCUCAGUGUCCAGGAGUAUCUUGCUGCUCUGUAUGCAGUUUUGAGCAUGGCAAUUGAAGGGACAGACAUAAUAUCCUUAGACUCUGCACCUCCGAUGACUGAAUCUUUGAUCAACUUGCAUAAAAGUGCUGUGGACAAAUCUUUGGCUUAUGACGAUGGACGCUUUGACCUCUUUCUCCGCUUCCUUCUUGGCCUCUCUCUGGAGACAAAUCAGACUCUCCUGCAUGGUCUGAUGAGUAGAGGGCAGAGAGACAUCAAGGUCGAGAAUCAGAAUCAGGCCAAUGAUGAAACAAUCAGGUACAUAAAGGACAAGAUCAAGCAGGCCUCUUCCCCAGAAAGGAUGAUCAACCUCUUCCACUGUCUGAAUGAGCUCAAAGACCAGUCCUUAUUGGAGGGGAUCCAGAGCUUCCUGAGGGCAGGGGCAUCUUCACCUGGCCAGUGGUCAGCAUUAGUGUUUGUGCUGCUGACAUCAGACCAGAAUCUGGAUGUGUUUGACCUGAAGAAGUACAUCAGGUCUGAUGAAGCUCUCCUGAGGCUGAUACAAGUUGUGGAGGAAUCCCACACGACUCUAGUCGAUAGCUGUGGGCUCACAGAACAGAGCUGUGCAGCACUAGCAUCACUCCUAAACCAAAACAUGUCAAAGCUCAGAAAACUGGAUCUCAGUGACAACUGCAUUGGAGAUGUUGGAUUACAACAACUGUGUGAUGGACUGAAGAGCCCAAACUGUGUAUUGGAGACACUGAGGGUCAAAAGCUGUGGAUUCACUGAGCAGAGCUGUACAGAAGUAGCAUCUGUCCUAUGCAAAGAAUCAUCACAGCUAAGAGAAUUGAAUCUCGGUGGCAAUCCAAUUGGUGAUGAGGGAGUCCAACGACUGACUAGCGGACUGAAGAGCCCAAACUGUGCCCUGGAGACACUGGGUGUGAUAUAG
Molecule: messenger RNA, 2562 nt
Organism: Engraulis encrasicolus (European anchovy)
Lineage: Eukaryota; Metazoa; Chordata; Actinopteri; Clupeiformes; Engraulidae
Product: NACHT, LRR and PYD domains-containing protein 3-like
Exons: 8
Coding region: 1-2562 (853 amino acids)
Biological process (GO): intracellular signal transduction
Molecular function (GO): protein binding
Source: RefSeq, a predicted model, not a curated record